Molecule: messenger RNA, 870 nt
Organism: Fibroporia radiculosa
Lineage: Eukaryota; Fungi; Basidiomycota; Agaricomycetes; Polyporales; Fibroporiaceae
Exons: 2
Coding region: 1-870 (289 amino acids)
Molecular function (GO): oxidoreductase activity, acting on the CH-OH group of donors, NAD or NADP as acceptor
Source: RefSeq, a predicted model, not a curated record
AUGCGUGUAGGCUUCGAGUUUGUCAAGACCAUCCGCCACGAUACGUACCCCGCCAUCGACCCUUCAAAGGCGGACUUCGGAGGUCAAGUGGUGCUCAUAACUGGCGCAUCGAGGGGCAUUGGGCAGGCCACCGCGAUCUCGUUCGCCAAAGCAGGGGCAAGCGGCCUGGUCCUCUUUGCGCGCUCCGAUAUGAGCACAACCAAGGCAGCGUGCGAGGCUGCAGCGACACGUCCCGGACAGUCGCUCAAGGUGCUUACACUCUCCGUCGACACGAGCAGUACGUCCCAGGUCAGCGCUGCGCUCGUUACGGCAAAGGAGACGUUCGGGCGCCUCGACGUGCUCGUGAACAACGCGGGGUAUUCGGAGCCUCACGCGCUGCUCGCGGACUCGGACCCGGAAGAGUGGUGGCAUACGUGGGACGUGAACAUGCGCGGGACGUACGAGGUAACGAGAGGGUGUCUUCCGCUGCUGGUCGAGAGCAAGGGGAGCCAGACGAUCAUCACCGUCACGAGCGUCGCUGCGCAUGGGGUUGUCGCCACACAGGCCUCCUCGUACGGGAUGUCGAAGCUAGCCCAAGUCCGCCUCGCCGAGCUACUCAUGAACGAGUACGGGGAUAAGGGCAUCCUGGCCUAUGCUGUCCACCCAGGCGCGAUCGUCACAGCUAUGUCGGCUGGAGUGCCCGAGAACAUGAAGCCGUUCUUCGUGGACACGUUGGAGGUGGCUGCGGAUGCCAUAGUAUGGCUUGCGAAGGAGCGCAGGGAAUGGCUCGCAGGUCGUUACUUCAGCUGCCAGUGGGAUGUCGAAGAAUUGGAAUCGAGGAAACAAGAAAUUGUAGAUGGCGACAAGUUGAAGGUUCGGAUGGUGAUUUAG